CGGUAGGGAAUGCAAGCUGAAAAAAGGUAAGAAGUCCCUGGACUCUGUAGGGUCGAACAUUUCGAUGAAUAUGCCAGCUGCUGAUAGUAUGUUGAAGAGUCCUGAGGCUGAGGAUGCAGGUGCUGACAAUAUAGAUUCUGCUGCGGCAGCUGCCGCUGCUACUCCUGUUGAAGCGGCGAGCAAGGCGGAUGCCCAUCAGCGGGCUCCUGUUGAGUCAUCCGAUGGUAAUCAUCGUGGUGAAAAUCCAUGUGCGGAGAAUGACAGCCCGCCGAUCGAAGGCGGUGGUGCCGACGAUCGAGCAUGCGUUGCGAAAGGCGUGCAGUGCGGUGAUGAUCGGACCGCCGGUGAUGGCGACAAGCAUGAACUGAGCAGCAACACCGAGAAGAAGACGACUUCCGAUGGUGGCAGUGCCCUGAAAGAGAGGUCAACAGAUACGUCGAUGAAGUCAGACCCCACUCCAGAGAAGCAGCAAUUUGCAGGGAACGAGGGGGGCCGGCAUGGUGAGAGACGCAGCAAAAUAGAGGAAUAAAAAAAGGAUAGAACGGUAGAGAGGAGGGGUGUGAAACGGGGACACUCCGAGGAGGGGGAAGCAGAUAUCCAAGCGGGCACAGAGCGGAAAGGAGAAUUAGAGCGAGGAGGAGGAGGAGGAGGAGGAGGAGGAGGAGGGUUCAUUUGUCGAUUUUUGGAGAUGUUGUUUAUUUUAGAGAAGGAAAGAACAGAAAAGGGGGAGCAACUUCUCGUAAAUAAGCCGGGACAUCCACUUAUGGAUGCAGCACACUCUUGAUGGAGUUCCAGGGUGUGGUCGGGAUCAGGGAGAGUAAUUUAUAUUAUUAUAUAUGCCUGCUUUAGAGCUCAAACAAGCAGGGAAUCCGUCAGUUUUCCUUUUCUCGUGGAUUGUUUAGUGGACAUAAGUAGUUUCUGGUGGAUUGUUUAGUGAACAUAGUAGAUUAAUCUGGUGGAUUGUUUAGUGAACAUAGUAGAUUAAUCCGUUUGGAGCUCAAUUCUACGCCUCAGCGUGUAGAGAAGAACGACGUGUUAGUUGUAUCAACUUGUAUGUAUCUAUUUGUCGUUUUUUUUUUUUUAGUAGAAGUAAAAAGAGGCAUAUUAUUGACAGGUUAGGCUUCGAGUACAAAAACGGAUCAUCAUAGUGAGACUGAUCUUCGCUCUCGAUGGAGAAGGAUGAUGGUUGAAUCGGUCGAGUUAGGGUCCUGAAGCCUGAAUUCAGGGCAGCUCCCAAACGAGGAAGAUCUCGGUAAUUUGUCGUUCUUUCUUUUUUUCUUUUUUUUUAAAGUAGGGUCAGAAAAUGUGCUUUUUUUAGGGUUGGCAAAAGAGAUUUCUGAACGCGCUGUAAGGUUGGAGAAUCUGUCGUACGCGGCUGAAAUUGGGACGUGUGCUGUUAUUGGUUAAUCUAUGGAAUUUCCGACGAUGUGUACGUGUGCUGUUAUUAGUUAGUCUAUGGAAUUUCCCACGAUGUGUUAUACAUGCUGUGCUUCGCGCUUCUACUCUGCUUCGGCUUCUGCUUCUUAGGGAGCGUGUUGGAGCGUGUUCAUGCUAGUCCGAAUGCAUUGAAGAGAAAAGCACACACUUGUGCGAGUGAAGAAGAGCAGGGGAGAGAUAAAAGAGGAGGAAGGGGAAAUCAGAGAAGGGGAGAGGAGAAACGAUGUGUUGUACAUGCUGCUUCUCUCUUCUACUCUGCUUCGGCUUCUGCUUCCUAUGAAGCGUGUUCAUGUUGUUCGGAAUACAUCGAAGAGAAAAGCACGCACUUGUGCGAUUGAUGAAGAGCAGGAGAGAGAGAGAGAGAGAGAGAGAGAGAGAGAGAGAGAGAGAGAGAGAGAGAGAGAGAGAGAGAGGAGGAGGAUGUGGACUAAGAGAAGGGGAGAGGCGAGAAGGCGUGACGAUCACAGGCACUGUGAUGAAGGUUCAGCUGUUGUUGGGCAGAGGAUUGCUGUCUUUUUUGUACAGGCUUCGUCGAAGUUUCUCGGAGACAUCGUAGAAGAACAAGCAGGACAUUGCUGUGUUCCACAUCCAGUGAGGCGGGAAAGGAAUCGAAUCGUGGAACCUAUAAAGAGUAGUGGAACCUAUAAAUAGAUUGUAAGCUUCGUCGAAGUUUCUCGGAGACAUCGUAGAAGAACAAGCAGGACAUUGCUGUGUUCCACAUCAAGUGAGGCGGGAAAGGAAUCGAAUCGUGGAACCUAUAAAGAGUAGUGGAACCUAUAAAUAGAUUGUAAACGGUGGUGGGCGGGCAGUGCUGGGUGGAACAAAUGAAUACAGACGCU
Molecule: messenger RNA, 2276 nt
Organism: Chara braunii
Lineage: Eukaryota; Viridiplantae; Streptophyta; Charophyceae; Charales; Characeae
Source: the annotation of a GenBank genome assembly